Diuraphis noxia (Russian wheat aphid) is the source of this 1770-nucleotide messenger RNA. Its product is annotated as membrane-bound alkaline phosphatase-like. Lineage: Eukaryota; Metazoa; Arthropoda; Insecta; Hemiptera; Aphididae. Gene Ontology annotation, molecular function: alkaline phosphatase activity. The record is from RefSeq and is a predicted model, not a curated record. Gene Ontology annotation, biological process: dephosphorylation.
CCGAUCCACUCGUCGGUGAUACAUUCWGACAGAAACGGUUCUACCUCCGUCUUCAUAUUUGUCUCCCAUCUCCGGGGCAGAGUGUCACCGCCCACCAUAAACUAUAUAAGUUUGGCAGCACGUCCGUCAAUCACCCAUCAAUCAUGUGGACAUUCGUCGUGUGUGCUCUUUUGGCCUGUGCGCUACAACAGGUGUCUGCAGCCACCACCGCUCAGGAGUCAGAUCCCAAAUUCUGGAUUGAAAAUGGAAAACUCAUGUUGGAGAAAAAGUCAAAACAACCAUUGCGGACAAACCAAGCAAAGAACGUGAUAAUGUUUCUGGGAGAUGGUAUGUCAUUGACAACAUUGACGGCCGCUCGGAUAUACAAAGGUCAGUUGCAGAAUACGUCUGGUGAAAGCGAUCACUUGAGCUUCGAACAGUUUCCAUUCACCGGAAUAUCAAAGACGUAUUGCGUUGACAGUCAAGUGGCUGAUUCAGCAUGUUCAGCCACGGCAUAUUUGUGUGGCGUAAAGGCAAACAUUGGCACGAUUGGUGUGACAUCUAAAGUACCCUUGGGAGAUUGUCCGCUAUCCGUCCCGGACGAGCACCACGUGACUUCGAUAAUGCAAUGGGCGCAGUGGGCUGGGAAGGCGACUGGUAUCGUGACCACGACCCGGGUAACACACGCAUCCCCAGCAGGCACUUACUCACAAAUCGCGCACCGAGACUGGGAAUCUGACGAAGAUAUGAUAGUUCAAUCAAAUGGCAAAACCAAUUUAACACAGUGUGAAGAUAUAGCUAAACAGCUGGUUACAAGAGAACCUGGCAGAAAUUUCAAGGUUAUCAUGGGUGGUGGUCGCAAUAAUUUUAUGAAGAAAGGAGACAACUCCACGGGUAAACGCCAUGACGAAGACUUAAUCCAAAAUUGGAAGAAAGACAAGAAGACUCGGUUUAGUGAUAAAAUUGCCAAGUACGUGACGACAAGACAGGAACUAUUAGAAACAGAUAUGUCUCAAACUGAUUUUGUGUUAGGUCUUUUUCAUCCGGAACACAUGGACUAUAGAUUAAAAUCCGAUUUCGAGACGCAGCCCACGUUACAGGAAAUGACCAGGAAUGCUAUUCAGUUGCUUCAGAAGGAACCAAACGGUUUCGUUCUUUUCGUAGAAGGCGGCCUUAUCGACAAAGCACAUCACAAUACUUGGGCAAGAAUCGCACUCGACGAAACUUUAGAAUUUUCCAAUGCUGUGGCGGACGCUGUGGCGAUGACUAGUGAAGAUGACACAUUAAUCGUGGUGACUUCAGACCAUGCGCACACCAUGUCGAUGGCUGGUUACCCUAAACGAAACGAGAAUAUUCUCGGUGUAUCGGGAACGAUGGCCAUGGACAACAUGACGUAUACAACACUGAGCUACGCCAACGGUCCAAAAAAAUCCUACACGGGUGAUGACGUAUCAUGUCAUAGAGUCAACGUAACGAACGAAGAUGUUGCAAAGAAAGUCGACUUCUCAUAUCCAAGUCUGGUCGAUUUAGACUCUGAGACUCACGGAGGAGAUGAUGUCAUGGUAUUUGCGAGGGGUCCUAUGUCACAUUUAUUCACUGGAAACUACGAGCAAAAUCUAAUUCCUCUUGGUAUGGCAAUGGCUGCUGGAAUUUCCACAAAUCCUUCGUCUACUGACUCUAGCAGUGGUGCCAUUGCACCAUGUAAUUCCGCUGGACAAACUAUUCUCGCAGUCCUAUUUUUGACUUUUGUUGGAAUUAUACAGUCUAGCUUAUAAAUCUCAAAAAAAAAAA